GAUACAUGUGACUAAACAAGGUCAACCAUGGCAGCCUGCAUCCAGAGGCUCGACAGAGCUAUGUUUUCAAUAAGGCUAUUACGGAAUGUCCAGCUUCACAAUGAACGGUCUCUAUCCACGUCUCUGCAUCGUCUCGCCUUGGACACCGAGCAGCCAUCCAAGUUCACUCCUCCAGUGAAGCCCGUCAUCAUAGACAAGACCCAGAGUGUGGCGUCGUUGAGGAAGUUUUUGAGCCCGGAGUUCGUCCCACCCCGGCAGAGAACGAAGCCGAUCAAGUUCACCAUAGAGAGGAAGGAUAUGAUCCGCAGGAGGAAAGUGCUCAACAUUCCCGAGUUUUACGUUGGGAGUAUCCUCGCAGUGACCAUGACCGACCCUCAUGCCACUGGAAAGAACAACCGCUUUGUGGGCAUCUGUAUUCAGAGAGGUGGUCGGGGGCUAGGAGCUACGUUUGUCCUGCGCAACAUUAUUGACAAUCAAGGCGUAGAGAUCUGCUACGAGAUGUACAGCCCUCGCGUGCAGCAGAUAGAGGUGCUGAAGCUGGAGAAGAGGCUGGAUGACAACCUGAUGUACCUGAGAGACGCCCUGCCCGAGUUCUGCACCGUGGACACGGACAUGAAGCCACAGCCCUCCUCCCCCACCGGGGAGGUGCCUGUGAACAAGACCCGGGUGAGGAUGCUUCCCAAGCCGUGGUCGAAGCGCUGGGAGCGGCCCAAGUACGACGUGAAGGGCAUCCGCUUCGACCUGUGCCUGAGCCCCGAGCAGAUGGAGAACGCCCAGAAGUGGGCGCAGCCCUGGGUGGAGUACGACAUGCUGAAGGAGUACGACACCAGCAAGCUGGAGGAGGACAUCUACACAGAGCUGCAGCAGGAGGCCGCCGCCGCCGCCAAGUGAACUAGAACCAGGAACCACGCCCCGUCCCGGGACACUCUGCCCAAUACCAACUACACUUCCUGGGGUUCCUAACCCUCUCAAACAGUUUGGAUAUGGAUACUGAACAGCGUUUAUAUCAACCUUCGAUAACGCUGACUCAUGAAGAGGAAAUACUGGAGGGAGGCUGACAACCAGAGCCACAAGAGGCGAGGUCGGGAAUGGACUCCGGUAAAGCUUCACGAAACUCACCUCUGAUGGAUAUUAAAAAAAUAUGUACAUGGUUACCUCUGUAGGGUGCAGCAGUGCACUUUGAAUAACUUGCACUCUUCCACCGUCUAGUAUCAUGGAGGAGUUAAUGUGCCAGGUGGAUCUAAAUGGGGUAUCAUGGUGAUCUAUCUGUAGUUUAUAAAUGUAAAAGCUAUUAAAACGGCAAGCCUUUUGUGUCUGUGUUAAAUGAGUUGUGUUCAAUUGCUUAGAAUGAUUCUUGGUGUUUGCUAAUGCAGUGGUUAAUGACUGGAUGGAACAAGGCUCUGCAGGAGAUGCAAACGGGGUUACCAUGGUAGGUGGUAGACAGUUUUUUCUGCAUUCACAAGGAAAGAUGGGAAAGCAAAUACACCAUAGCUUUCAGAAGUUUUAAUGAAAGAACAGUGAUUACAUGUUAAUAAAACAUAUAAUGCUUAUACCUUUUA
Messenger RNA from Gadus morhua (Atlantic cod), 1559 nucleotides. It is a transcript of the gene mrpl19, whose product is annotated as mitochondrial ribosomal protein L19. Gene Ontology annotation, cellular component: mitochondrial large ribosomal subunit; ribosome. Gene Ontology annotation, biological process: translation. Gene Ontology annotation, molecular function: structural constituent of ribosome. The record is from RefSeq and is a predicted model, not a curated record. Bases 28 to 891 code for a protein of 287 amino acids. Lineage: Eukaryota; Metazoa; Chordata; Actinopteri; Gadiformes; Gadidae. The transcript has 6 exons.